Messenger RNA from Nerophis lumbriciformis (worm pipefish), 642 nucleotides. The record is from RefSeq and is a predicted model, not a curated record. Lineage: Eukaryota; Metazoa; Chordata; Actinopteri; Syngnathiformes; Syngnathidae.
AUGGAAGUGGAUCUCAGUGGAGUGUCGAGGGCUCACGUUUCCAUUCUACCUGCAGCUGAGAUCAAAGCUACGUUGAAAGCGGAGGCGGAACGACCUCGUUGCGCCAGCACGCCUUGCUCCCCCAUCAGAGGUACUGUAGCAGGAUACCAAAUCCUCCACAUGGACUCAAACUAUCUAGUGGGCUUCACAACUGGCGAGGAGUUGCUCAAAUUGGCCCACAAAUGGUCGGAAAACUCCCCGGAGAAGAGCGCUCUCUCAGAGGCUGUGCCCAGCCCCGUUCAGACCGGUGCCUCCAAAUCCUUAGACCUGGGCAUCCACCGGUCUUCGAGAAUCUUUAAAGCCAAAAAUCGCUACUACCAGCCUUACGACAUUCCUGCUGCUAACGGUCGGAGAAGGCGGCGCAUGCCCAGCUCGAGCGACACCUUCCUCAGGUCAAUGUCUUCAGGGGAACACGGCAGGGGCGUGCAUGCGCCGCUCCCCUUGUGUCGUCUUAAAGGCAAGAGGACCCAGUCCAAGUCUUUGGACUACCUUAACCUCGACAAAAUCGCUAUCAAGGAUUCAUCAGACACGGAGGUGUUACAAUACCAACUGCAGCAUCUCACCCUGCGUGGAGAGCGCGUAUUUAGUAGAAACAAAACUUAA